AUGGUCUGGUCGCACCAUCGUUCACCCGACGGCGAUGGUGUGGAUUUGCUAGGUAAGACAAGAGGCGAGGAAGAUUCCGCUAUUGACUAAUCGCGCGGAUUUUUAGUACAACCUGGACACAAACUGUCGUCAAGGUCAACUAGGACCGACCUAAACUAAACUUAACAAGUUAAAAGUAGGAAAAGGAAUAGAAAAAGGGAAUAUCUUAAAAUAAUCUGUGUAAAAAAAUGAAAGAUCUAACAAAAUAGCUACCAUAGGUAUAUGAGCUUGAUGAUGAAUUGCCAGAGGUGAUUGUCCACCAAUCUGUCUAUGACUGGCCGACUGUAAAAGGGCUUCGUACUUAUCGACUCACCUUGGAUAAAUGGCGAUGCACGUGGGCCGGAGGGUUAACAACCACUACCUAUCCGUUUUUGUUGGUCAGGGUACAUUUUGCCUUAGGAAGAAGGAGACGCAGUCGAUGAUUGUCACUGAAACACAUCCUCAUAUACAGUCGCAGACAGUUCGACCGUCGUUUUUAACGAUGUCCACAGUGUGCUCCACAGUAAGACGAAGCAGGGACGGUGACUUGUGCGUGAAUUAGUUUAUAGUGAUAGGCGACUUGCACAGUAUCUACCACACUCUCUACUCCUUCCUCACCCGGACCCGGUGUCAAGACGGAGCCAGGUAGACUAGAGACGGGUGAGGGCGUAGGUUGAUGGCACGCUCGAGACCGCACCCUGGCACUCCACACUACACCCCGUGGUCCACACAGCAAAUGAUGAGGUUUCUAACCAGCAACAACAAUGGGGGGCGGCAGGGGUCCCAGUGUACGCUAAGUCUGCCGACAACCGGGUCUGCCACUACACCCCUAAGUAUUGGUAUUUUUAUUACGCGCAAUCCGAUGGCGCCUGCCACAAUUCGAUAUGGCCACCGUGUGGGUUCAGAGCAUUCGCCACGUGACCCGUUUGGGGGGAGGGGGGCAAACAGACGCAGAUAAGGAUUAGAUUAUGCCCUCAUGGUAGAUGCGUUGAACCGAGAAAGCGGCUAGCUCGGGGUCGGGCGGGCGUUAUUGUGAAUGCGCACCCAUAGGCGGCGCCAACGGUGGCGGUGUGGCGGCACGCCCGGGUGUGGGCUCGCGCCGCGCCACUUAGGAUCCAAGGCGCUCCCAAAAUCCUGCUCAGCCGUACGUUUUGGACCAGAGGAUGUAGUGGUACGCCUAGGUGCGGCUGUUCGCUGUGCCAACCAGUUGCACUCUGUCCUGUCUCCGGUCUUCUUGGCUAUGUCAUGACAUCAGGCCUAGAUUGGGAUCGCGAGGGAGUGAGGUGGGAGCAGUGCAAGUCCAUUAUCUCUAUGAACUAUCCCACGCUCAAGUCGCCGUUCAUGUCCCCAAGCUUCUGUCGAAAAAAAAACAGUCGAACCGUCACAUGCCUUCUCUCAGUGAGAAAGCCUCUAGUAUCAUCUUUCCCUCUCCACCCUAUGCCUCUUGCAAGGCAAUUUGAUAGCGGUGUGAGGUUUGCUUGCAUUCCCCAACUUAUUACCGAGUUUGCACGCAUAAGUGUGCCAAGAUGAGUUGGGGUUGGGUUAGGGGUUAGUGGUAGGUGUUAUUAUAUAGAGUUAGGAUUAGAUGUACUGUUAGGGUUACGGCUUAGGGCAAUUGUUCUUCAACUACUCAAAGUACAACCGCGCAUUCCCCAUAGAUUUUUUUGGAUAAAACUACUUGGCCUCGUUGCAUGUUCGUUCCCCCGUCCCACCUGUAAAAACCCCCAUUACCACCGAUCCCGUAUUACAGCUGGCUAGGGUUUGUUCACUUCAGGUGGAGCUGCAUAAUCACAUCUUACCGGAUGGUUAACAAAAACUACCUAACGGUUUUUAUUGGUCGGGGUACAAUCUGGUUUAUGAAGAUGGAAGAGCAAUGGAUGGAGCAAGAACUCUAUUCGGCUGACGUCCCGGAUUGCCACUGAAACACAUCGUCGCAUAUAGUCGUGGGUAAGGCUGAUGGAUGGGCGUAAUGUCGCCGCAACUGAUGCGCUGGGCCAAAGAGCUGGGCAGAUCGGGGUUCGACAGACGUUGAUGUGAACGCGCACCCGUAACAAUGUGGCGGGACCCCCUUGUGCAUGCGCAUGCAGCGCCAUUUUAUUAUUUUUUGCAAAAUUCUGGUCAACUGCGCAUCUUGGAUCAACGGUUGUAAUGGUACGUCUGGAUUCGUGGCCACAAGAAGUUCGCGCAAGAGGCGGUCUAGCGAUUAUGAUCAGUCCAUUCAAGUCCUUCGACGUGAUGAGCCCUGAAGUCUCACCAGUCAGGUGGUUUUACUUUCCGUGGGGGCAUUGCAAAUCCAUUAUCACUAUUAACUAUCCCACGCUCAAGUCGCCGUUCCUGUCCCCAAACACCUGCGAAUACCAGGCUUAAAAUCGUCGGAAAUCACAGUCGAACCGUCACAUGACCUCUCUCAGUGCGAAGGCUUCUAGUAUCAUAUUUCCUUCUCUACACUAUGCCUCUAGCAAGGCAAUUUGAUUGUCAGGUGAGGUUUACUUGCAUUCCCCAACUUCUUACCGAGUUUGCACGCGUAAGUGGGCCUAGAUGUGUUGGGUUGUGUUAGGGGUUAGUGAUAGGUGCUACGUUUAAGGGUUAGGAUUACAGAUAGAGUUAGGGUUAGGCUUUAGUGCAACUGUUUCUCAACUCCUCAAAGUACAACCGCGCAUUCUCAAUAGUUUUUAUUUUGGAUAAAACUACUUGGCCUCGUCGCCUGUGCGUUCCCUGGCCUCAUCUGUAAAAACCCCUAUUACCACCGGCACUGUGGCUGUGGUUUGUUCACUUCAGUUGAGGCCACAUAAUUACAAAAACAGUACAAAAACUACCCAGCGGUUUUUAUUGGUCGGGGUACAUUCCGGUUUGUUAAGAUGGAAGAGCAAUGGAUGGAGCAAGAAUUAUAUUCGGCUGACGUCCCGGAUUGUCACUGAAACACAUCGCCCCAUACAGUCGUAGAUAAGGCUGAUGCUCUGGGCAAAAGUGCUGGGUCGAUCGGGGUUCGACAGACGUUGGUGUGAAUGCCAACAGUGCAAGAGUGGCGACACGCCCUCGUGCAGGUCCGCGAAGCGCCAGGUGGGAUCAAAGUACCCGUCACUUUAUUAUUUUUUCUUGUUGUGUAAACUUCUGGUCAACUGCGCAUCUUGGACCAGAGGGUGUAAUGGUACGCCUGGAUGCGUGUUUUUGCUGCGCCACCACCUGCACCUUCCCAGCCUAGCAGAAUAAGACUAUUACUACUAUGAACUAACCGACGUUCAAGUCAUCGACAGCCAAACCGUCAAAGGUCUUCUUACAGUUCGAAUGCCUUUAGUAUCAUCUUUCGCUCUUCGCGCUUUGUCGCUAACAAGGAAAUUUGAUAGCCGGUUGCCCACUUUAUUAUUGAGUUUGCACUAUUUUGCUGCACCACGCGGAAGUAGGCCAAGUUGUGUAGGUGGGUGGGAGCGCGGCUGGAAUACAACUGCUACAAACGCUCUUCCUUUGGGCGCAUUUACUGGCAAGAUCAAACGGCCUCUUUAUGGCAGCAAUAUGGGACUGUUUUUGGCAGCCAUUCACCCGCCGCUCGCAUAGAAAGUAGUUCAGCGUGAGUAGUGGGACUUCAUAGUUCACCACGUCGAAGAACUUGGAUUGACUUACCAUAUACUACUAUAUUAGAAUCUGACACUGGAAUACACAGCAGAAUUUAUUGGGACUUCCGAAAUUGAUCCGGCCCUUAGUUUUUUUGGGCUUUCCUUCUCCUUCGUCAUACUGACCCCUUGUGAUUAUCUGUUUUUGAAGAAGGAGACACGAUGGCUGGGACAAGAGCUUUAUUAGCCUGACGUUUUGUAUUGCUGCUUAAAUCCAUCAUCAGAGAUAAAAGCUGAAAGGGAUUUGGUUUAUUUUUUUAAAAAAUGAGUAUUAUUCAAAUACUGCUAAGGCGUACUCCGUCUAUGCACUCCGGGGUGGCCCAUAGUGAGUCAUCUGACCCGACCGCAGUCCUCACCCACCUAUCUCACAUAGGGCGCAAGCCCUUGAAGGCAGGAAAGAAGGGAGUGUCAACGCCUGGGUGCGGUUUCUAGUGAUUUCUCAUUGAAGGUUAAAUCGUGCGCCUGGUUGGACUUCAGAGCUCACCACCCACACACUGACAAUUUUUCUGAGGGGGGUGGGCGUCCGAAUUUGAAAGACUGCUAACCUGACCUACAAUGCAUGGCCGAUCUCGUGAAAUGUUGGCUGAAAUUCUGAAAUGCGUUUUCGAUUAGGAAGGAUUACUUGGUUGCGGUUGUGAUACUGAUUAUCUUGUGGCAUAACCCUAUAACAUUUCGGACUCGGCAGGAUGUCGGCUUUUAAAUGCACUUCUUUUCAAUCUCCUGUAGAAAGCGUGCUCGGUAAAAAAUGACUACUUAAGUAGCAUGCAUUUUUCCCAUUGAUUUUCGAUGGUCUUGGAAAUUCAAAUAUAUUUUAUAGAAACCACAAACAAAAAUGUGCCUUCUUUUUUGUCAAUCAAUAGAGAAUCUUGUCUUCUUUAUAUUUUAUACUUAAGGAAGGAGUGUAAUUGGGUUUUUAAAAAGUUUCUAAUUGUGAGACUUCUUAAGACCGCGAAAUGUCCAUUCACAUAGAAUCGUACCUGUCCGUUUACCACUGCUCCUCUUGGAAUGAACAACAUGGUCCGCAUCCAUUGCAAACUUUUUUGGACUCUGUAUGAUAUCUCUUUAAUGGCAUAGAAAAAUAUGUGAUUUUCUUUGCGCGGAACGAAUGCACCUUGUAGAGUGAAAUCACUAAGCGAUAAUGCAACGAAUGUUCAGGCUCCAAAUUCUUCGACAAUUAGAAAACUUUUUUAAAACCUAAUUAUACUCUUCCCUUAAGUAUAAAAUAUAAAGAAGACGUGAUUCUCUAUUGGUUGACUAAAAGAAGGCACAUUUUUGUUUGUGGUUUCUAUAAAAUAUAUUUGAAUUUCCAAGACCAUCGAAAAUCAAUGGGAAAAAUGCAUGCUAAUUAAGCAGUCAUUUUUACCGAGCACGCUUUCUAUGGGAGAUUGAAAAGAAGUGCCUAUUAAAGCCGAUAUCCUGCCGAGUCUAAAAUGUUAUAAGAGUAUGCCUUAUGAUAAGCAGUAUUACAACCGCGACCAAGUAAUCCUUCCUAAUCGAAAGCACAUUUCAGAAUUUCAGCCAACAUUUCAUGAGAUAGGUCACUCACUGUAUAAUGGGUUAUGUCCCAACUAGACGGCUACCAAACCCAGGCAAUCGACAGCAUGCAUGAAGAAGAAAAUCGUCUAAUUUUGGUGGGGCGCAGCAGACCGCACAUUCUUUACUUGGAGUGGGGUGAGGAUUACUUGCAUUCCCCAAAUUAUAACCGAGUCUGCACUAGUUUUCUGCAUCACGCAGAGGUGGGCCAAGCUGUUUGGGAGCGCAGCUGGAAUACAACUGCCAUAAACGCUCUUCCUUUGGGCGCAUUUAUUGGCAAGACCAACGACCUGUUUAUGUAGAGCUGUUUUUGGCAGCGACUCACCCGGUGCUCGCACGAAAAGUAGAAUCGCGUGAGUGGUGGGACCUCAGGGAUUGGGUGGACUUAUCAUAAUCGCUAGACCACCUCUGGUGUGAACUCUUUGUGGCCGUGCUUCUUGCUCUGUGAUAAACUCAUUCAAAUUCCUACAAAUAAGAUAUUGCUUUCAGAUAUACUUUGGACACCUAUCACCUAAUAUUUCCCGGUUUCUUUGUAAUGAAGCACGCUUCGGUAGGAGUGGGUGAAUACUAUAUUAGAAUCUGGAACAGAAAUACACAGCAGAAUUUUUUUGGAACCACCACCGUUGAUCCAGUCAUCUUGCUUAUUUGGGUGCUCUUUCUCCUAUAUCAUACUGGCCCCCUAUGAUGAUCUAGUUUAGUAUUUUCUAAAAGGAGUAGUUUUCAAUACUCGGAGGCCCGCGAUGCCUGACAUGGUGUGGAAGAUUUCGGUAGGAGUAGGAGAAUGCUAUAUUAGAAUCUGAAACAGGAGUACACAACAUAAUUCAUUGGAUCCUCCACUGUUGAUGCGGCCCUUUGUUUAUUUAGGCAUUCUUUCUCCUACAUCAUACUGACCUCCUAUUACUUUUUUAAAGGAGUAAUAGUAGCAGGCCCACGUUUCCUGACGUGGCGUGGAAGAUUUCGUUUAGGUGUACCGCGUAGAUGUGGGCCAACUUCGACCAAUGUCGGUUUCUUCUGGCUAAGCGCAACAUGUACCAUUGUGGAGGAGGGGUUGGUGGGUUGAGAUAGCCAUAAGCCAGUCCAACCGCGCAUCUAACCAUUGCCAGAGAACAGUCGUGCUUUCGGCUAGUAUUUCAUGAGAUUACCCACCUACAACAUCCGACUCGCCGCUAUUUUUGCUGUCCUACUUGUAUCGUAAGUAUAUUUUUAAAAAAGUACUGACUUCUCCACGGGGACGCGACGCCAAGGCGCACCCCACCUCAGGCCCACGCCAAGUCACUUGACUCGUCGUGAUUCUUUUCUGUCUGUCUCAUAUAGGGCGCAAGACCACGAAGCCAGGAAACGAAGGAGUGUCAACGCCUGGGUGCGGUUUCUAGUGACUGUUCAAAGAAAGGUCAAAGUCGCAGCCGAUACUUGCGAAAAAGUCCUCAGGAGACACCUUUUGACGGGAAUACGAAUAUAUGGCUAAUAUGUAAGGAGGAACCGAUCAGACAAGGUAAACUAGGAUGCCCAGACAACCUGAAAUCCGAAUCCGGGCCCUUUUGAUCAUUCAGCACUGGGUCUUACAAUCUUUCCCUGGACCACGGAUGCGUCGCCCUAUCAGUUGGCAGAGAGAGAGUACCCGCUGCGUGUCUGGCUUAUAUGCAGCCAGUCGGACGGCGCAGUUUUGGGGGGAAUAGGUGGUUUAUCUGCACGCCCACAGCGCUCCCUGUGGGACUUCUAACAUAUCAGGGCAUCAGCUUUCAAGACCGGAGUUUUGAAUUUUUUAGUAUUUAUUGCAGUAGAUGUGCUAUCGCAUGGGAUGCUAACUGAAAUUCCAUAUAUAUAUUUCCGGUUCGAAAGGAUUACUGAAGUAGAGUUGUUGUAUUUGUCAUCGUGAAGCACACCUUAUAGUACGUAUCCAUUGCCAAAAUUGUAUAAGUCCUAUAGGGUGUCUUCAUAAUAGUAUGUGGGAAGGCGGGACUUUCCUCAAACGGAAUGUAUACAGAUUUAGAUAGUUAACUCUGGACAAAAUGCAACGGAAUAUCGUAAUCAUAAGUAUUCAGGAAUUAAAAUUUUUUAAAACACAGACGUACUGUUUGAUUAAAUAUAGCAUUGCACUGAGGUGUUAUUUGCUACACAAUGAGUACAAGAAAGAAUAUGAUUGAUUUUAUUUUCUAGAAACUACAUUUGAAAUCCUAAGGUCAUGGAAAUUCAAUGGAAAAAUGGCCCGUCGUGCACCUGCUAAUCACCGUUAACCCAUUGCUUCACAUUGUUCCCUUUUUUUCCAUUCACACAGCGUUCAUCAUCAGCCUCUUCCUCAAGGACGAGCAGGUGCGCUGUGUGGGCUUCAGCUCGGCGAUUGCUCGCCUCUGUGACCGCUGUAGGGGCGAGCCAAUCAGCGAGGAGUCCGAGAUGGAGACCCCGCGAAGGUCGGGGUCUACGCGACUGGAGGCAAGGCGAAGGAAGAAGAAGAAGAAGAAGAAAAAGAAGAAGAAGAAGAAGAAGAAGAUGAUGAUGAUGAUGAUGAUGAUGAUGAUGAUGAUGAUGAUGAUGAUGAUGAUGAUGAUGAUGAUGAUGAUGAUGAUGAUGAUGAUGAUGAUGAUGAUGAUGAUGAUGAUGAUGAUGAUGAUGAUGAUGAUGAUGAUGAUGAUGAUGAUGAUGCUGAUGAAGAGGGAGAAACAGCGGUGUUUGGAGGGGGCAGCAGUGUAGCCCUCCAUGUUUUCGCAACAUUUAGCGUCUUCUCAGCCCCAGAGUGUACAGUUAUCACUUUCCUAAAUUUUAUUUGGCACCUGUUUUCCCCUCUUCUCGCGAGGGCGGGAUCGGAUUGCCCAGCUUUGUCGACUGCUUUAUCACUUUUAGACUGGGACGCUUAUUAA
Spirometra erinaceieuropaei is the source of this 8014-nucleotide messenger RNA. NCBI's taxonomy places the organism in Eukaryota, Metazoa, Platyhelminthes, Cestoda, Diphyllobothriidea, Diphyllobothriidae. The record is from the annotation of a GenBank genome assembly.